AUGCUGGAAUUUCUUCAAAAACUCAAUUCUGGAGCACGUCCAGAAUUGGAUAGCCUCUUCUUAUUCAGUACUCCGUUGAUCCCAAUUGCGAUAAUGGCGACUUACAUGAGCUUCGUCUUGCAUUACGGUCCAAAAUGGAUGCAAAAUCGGCAGCCUUUCAACUUGAAAUACGUCAUUCUGGCUUACAAUUUGAUGCAAGUGUGUUACAACGCCUGGAUGGUACAAGAAUCAGUAAGGACCAUUUACGUUUGGGACAUGCUAAAGAGUUUUGGAUGUACUCCCGCCUUAGAUGAAGUUGAUACGUCUCUUUUAAUGGCGGAACUUGCUCGAGGAUUUUGGCACUACACAUUCAAUAAGAUCUUGGAUUUACUUGACACAGUCUUCUUUGUGUUGACCAAAAAGCAGAGUCACGUCACUUUUCUUCAUGUGCAUCAUCAUUCCUUGAUGGUCUCGUUCUUGUGGUUCAUUGCCAAAUAUUAUCCGGGCAUCGAUGGAGGCAUUGUCGGAUUUUGCAAUACGAUUGUCCACACCGUCAUGUACUUUUAUUACUUUAUUGCCGCUUUGGGUCCCGCUUAUCGGAAAUAUUUGUGGUGGAAGAGUUAUUUGACUCUCUUGCAAAUCACGCAAUUCGUCAUAAUUAUUUUAUAUAUCCUGGUUGCGGUUUGUAUGUGUGGCAAAAACUUUAAUUUGUACAUCAUUACCUUCAUAAUGGCUGAAACGAUGUUCAAUUUGUACUUGUUUACAUCAUUUUAUUUUAAAUCCUAUAAAAAUACAAACAAAAAGACUCAAUAA
This is a messenger RNA of Culicoides brevitarsis, 792 nucleotides long. Its product is annotated as very long chain fatty acid elongase 7-like. NCBI's taxonomy places the organism in Eukaryota, Metazoa, Arthropoda, Insecta, Diptera, Ceratopogonidae. Gene Ontology annotation, biological process: fatty acid elongation, saturated fatty acid; sphingolipid biosynthetic process; very long-chain fatty acid biosynthetic process. Gene Ontology annotation, cellular component: endoplasmic reticulum membrane. Bases 1 to 792 code for a protein of 263 amino acids. The record is from RefSeq and is a predicted model, not a curated record. Gene Ontology annotation, molecular function: fatty acid elongase activity. The transcript is spliced from 2 exons.